UUUAAAAUACAGAGCCGUGGAAGCUGUUUCUUUAUUUCACCCACAGUAACAACUUAGAUUAUGAGCACGCUGUUUUUUUGGACCCCCGCACACCAGCAGUGAUGGUUAAGGCUCGUAAAAGAAGUGUAGUUUGGGGGUUCUUCAAAAACAUAGACUCUCAGUCGGUCCGCUGUCUUCUCUGCAGGAGUUACCUGCUCAAAAAGGAUCAUGGUUCCACCACCCAUAUGUUGAGACACCUGCGUGUAAAACAUCCCACCGAGCUAUCCAGAAGAAGUAACGAACGUGCACCUGAAGCUGGCCCCAGCAGCGACGACCAGGACAUGGAGGCAGACGGAGAGCACUUCUGCUCCGUGGAAGUGGCGUUGGAGGAUGACGAAUCUGACAGUGUCACCACAGUACACAACACUGAUAUCAGCUCUUCCAUAAAUGGCUUCAUGGAUGCUCCACAUGGAGGUCCAGUAGAAAUAAUAACACACAUAGAGGCAAGUGAUGGGCGCCCUGUGAGACGGCCACGACAUCGCAGCGUGAUCUGGAGGCACUUCAAGCGCUUGGACAGUAUGAAUGCCGUUCGCUGCUGCAUCUGUAUGACGAAGCUGGUCGAAAGCGGCGGCAUCAGCAACCUGCGUCGGCACUUGUCUACGAGACAUCCUGAGGUGUACUCCGAGCUGCUGUCCAACCAGCAGCACCCAUCGCCACCGUUAAACUUCUCACAGGACUCAAACACUGUCGCCGAGACCGAUGAGGCCUUCUGGGCCACAGACCAGAGUGAAGUUCCGGUGGAGGUCGUGUUGAAGGACAGAGACUCUGAAGAGGUAACAGUGGUGAAUGAAACUGAUAAUGGUUCAGCUAUUGAUGGCAUCCCGGAUGCUUCUCAUGGAGGUCCAGCAGAACCACAAAUGCCCACAGAGGCGAGUAACAACCGUCCUGCAGGUCGUACACAGCGCAGUAUGAUUUGGAGGCACUUUGAGCGCUUGGACAGUCUGAAUGCUGCUCGCUGCCGCAUCUGCAUGAAGAAGCUGAAGUGUGGUAAAAAUAGCACCAGCAACCUGCACCGACACAUGUCAAAGAGACACCCAAAGAUGCUGUCAGAGAUGGUGUCCAGCGGGCUGCGUCUACCACCAUUAAACCUCUCCCAGGUCUCACAUGAUAACGAGACAUCAGAGCAGAGACAGGCUCCAGAUGAAUUGGUCUUAAAAGUGUCUGAAGGAGAAAGGCGUGUGCUCAGGAGGGAGAGGGAGCUAAUAGAAGCCCUGAGGAGGACGCAGAAAGAGGAGGCUCGGACUCUGGAGCAUCAGAGGGAGCUGCUGGAGAAGCUGCGGGCAGCGAGUGCCAGAGAGGCGGCAGCAGAGAAGGAGGAAAUUCAGUCUCUGAGGAAAGCACAGCAGGAGGAAGCCAAAGACUUAAGUAAACAGCGGGAGGAGCUGCAGAAGGAAAAGGCAGAACUACAGAAGAAAUGGAAGGAGCUUCAGCAGGAAAGAGAAGAACUCCUGCUGUUUUCCAGAGGACAGCAAGUCCCCUGAUUUUGACUUUGAUGAAUGCAGUCAUCAUUGCUUCAAACACAGGAU
Messenger RNA from Archocentrus centrarchus (flier cichlid), 1565 nucleotides. RefSeq lists its product as uncharacterized. Gene Ontology annotation, cellular component: nucleus. NCBI's taxonomy places the organism in Eukaryota, Metazoa, Chordata, Actinopteri, Cichliformes, Cichlidae. The transcript is spliced from 4 exons. Gene Ontology annotation, biological process: regulation of transcription by RNA polymerase II. The record is from RefSeq and is a predicted model, not a curated record. Bases 102 to 1520 code for a protein of 472 amino acids. Gene Ontology annotation, molecular function: sequence-specific double-stranded DNA binding.